Messenger RNA from Didymodactylos carnosus, 420 nucleotides. Lineage: Eukaryota; Metazoa; Rotifera; Eurotatoria; Philodinida; Philodinidae. The record is from the annotation of a GenBank genome assembly.
AUGUCUAUUCUCUUAAUUGGACUGUUUAGAUUUGGAUCAUUAUUUAUUAUCGCAGCAAGUGUAUGUGAUGUAUUCGACGGACGUUUGGCUCGUUACUUGAAAACUGACGGCCCUAUGGGUGUACAGCUAGAUUCACUUGCAGAUAUUGUUUCGUUUGGUGUCGCACCAGUCAUACUUGCUUAUUCUAUAUCUCAUUGGUCUUUUCUAAUGACAAUUGCUUUUGUGGUAUUUCCAUCAGCCGGUGCAUGGCGUCUUGGUCGAUUCAAUGUCAAUCCUACACAAGAUUAUUUUGUUGGUCUACCAAUUACUGCUGCUGGUCUCAUCGUUAGUUUUUUAGCCCUUUUCUCUUAUACAAGUCCAUUAAUCAUGAUCGCUUUGGCUUCAUUGAUGAUUUCCACAUUGAAAGUACCUAAACUUUAA